AUGGACAUUACAGGCAAAGGUUUCGUAAUUUUUUUUAAAUCGAAUUAGAUAGGUUAUCUUCCUGGGCCGGUCUAAAAAGAAAAUAGCUUGGUAUUACAAAAGACCCAACAAAGUUUGCGUUAACUUCUUCUGGACAGACCAAUAAAUCCAAUAAAGGCCCAAUUUAUCUGACUACAUAUAUUUCUGUCCGAAAGAUACGGCAGGCCCAAUCCUUUUUUCGCGUACCCAAUCAGCAGAAUCUAAUCACAGGAUUACCGAGCAGAGAUGAUGAAGAAACGUGGCAGCGUACCAAAUCCGCUGUUCCAGUGCGCCGAGCUCAUCUUCCCAUGGCUACACCCCACCGAACUAGCGUCCAUCUCAUCGACCUGCAAAACCCUAAGCCGCAUCUCCAAAUCCAUCACCGCCGGAAGAUCCUCCGACUCUUCCAGAGCCUUGGAGAACCUUCCGAUCCCUUUUGUCAACACCGUCGACGACCAGCCGUAUGAGUACUUCGUUUACACGCCGACUCAAACCCUAGGGCUCGACCAACCUCGUUUCCGUCAACAUUGGGGCUCAGUUCGACCCGUUUGCUCUUCGGAUCUACCCGGAACGUUUCCCACCUGCGCCUCUGCAACGGUUGAGGAUGCUUGUGGGUGCGAUUGUCAGAGGUGUGACGGGGAUUUGGGGUGUCCUUGCUCGUUUCUGAACUCGGUCGAGUUGACUCGCGAGUGUGGACCGAGUUGUAAUUGCGAAUUGGAGUGUGGGAAUCGGUUGACUCAGGGAGGGGUCUCACUUCGACUGAAAAUCGUGAAAGAUAGGAGGAAAGGUUGGGGUUUGCAUGCCGAUCAGUUGAUUCGGUACGGUCAAUUUGUUUGCGAGUAUGCAGGUGAACUUUUGACUACUGAAGAAACAAGAAGGCGGCAACGAAUAUAUGAUGAACUUAAAUCGGGUGGGAGGUUUUGUUCUGCUCUUUUGGUUGUGAGGGAGCAUCUUCCAUCUGGAAAAGCAUGUUUGAGGAUGAACAUUGAUGCCACUCGAAUAGGAAAUGUUGCACGAUACAUAAACCAUUCUUGUGAUGGUGGCAACCUAUCAACAAUAUUAGUGAGAAGCUCAGGUGCUCUGCUACCUCGCCUUUGUUUUUUUGCUUCUAGAGAUAUACAACAUGAUGAAGAGCUCACUUUUAGCUAUGGGGACGCAAGGCUUAGUUCAAAAGGGUCGCAGUGUUUCUGUGGCACUUCUGGCUGUUUUGGAAUAUUGCCCUCAGAACAUACAUAACAGCUGGAAGGUAAUGAAACAUAUAUAUUAUUGGUCUACCUAUGUUGUCUUGAUUUCCAAACCACAAGUCAAAGGUUUCAAGACUGGUAGAAGGAAAAAAAACAUAUAUAUUCAGUAAGGGUGUUACCGUAUUAGGUUCUAAUUGUCCAAACAAGUCAGAGUCUCUUUGUUGCGUUUUGGGUAGCAUUUGAACUACUUCUGUAUUCCUAAUGUGUUACAUUGUAUAGAAUUUAUUUUUUGUUGAUAAA
Cornus florida is the source of this 1502-nucleotide messenger RNA. Its product is annotated as histone-lysine N-methyltransferase SUVR3. NCBI's taxonomy places the organism in Eukaryota, Viridiplantae, Streptophyta, Magnoliopsida, Cornales, Cornaceae. Bases 265 to 1254 code for a protein of 329 amino acids. The record is from RefSeq and is a predicted model, not a curated record. The transcript has 2 exons. Gene Ontology annotation, molecular function: protein binding.